Molecule: messenger RNA, 3297 nt
Organism: Drepanopeziza brunnea f. sp. 'multigermtubi' MB_m1
Lineage: Eukaryota; Fungi; Ascomycota; Leotiomycetes; Helotiales; Drepanopezizaceae
Biological process (GO): deadenylation-dependent decapping of nuclear-transcribed mRNA
Cellular component (GO): P-body; nucleus
Molecular function (GO): RNA 7-methylguanosine cap binding; hydrolase activity
Source: RefSeq, a predicted model, not a curated record
AUGCCCGUCGUGAAAGGAGGGGUGUGGACGAACAUCGAGGACGAGAUCCUCAAAGCCUCCGUCUCGAAGUACGGUCUCAACCAAUGGGCUCGAGUCUCGUCCCUCCUCGCGCGGAAGACACCCAAGCAAUGCAAAGCACGAUGGAGCGAGUGGCUGGAUCCCGGCAUCCGCAAGAUCGAAUGGAGCAAGGAGGAGGACGAGAAGCUGCUGCAUCUGGCGAAGCUGAUGCCGACGCAGUGGCGCACGAUCGCCCCCUUGGUCGGGAGAACCGCGACGCAGUGCCUGGAGAGGUACCAGCGGCUGCUGGACGAGGCUGAGCAGAAGGAGGCCGGAGAGCUUGGGCUGGGAGGGCCUGAUGGCGGGGAGACGAAGGCGCCUUCUGCGGAUGAUGUGAGGAGGUUGAGGCCUGGAGAGGUGGACCCGGAUCCCGAAUCGAAACCUGCCAGACCGGACACGAUCGACCUGGAUGAGGACGAGAAGGAGAUGCUGAGCGAGGCGCGAGCGCGUCUGGCAAACACGCAAGGAAAGAAGGCAAAGCGCAAGGCGCGAGAGAGGCAGUUGGAGGAAUCGAGGAGACUGGCUGUGUUGCAGAAGAGGAGAGAGUUGAAGACUGCGGGGAUCAACAUCAAGGCCAGUUUUCGCAAAAAGGGCAUGAUGGACUACAAUGCCGACAUUCCAUUUGAGAAGGCGCCUGCGCCGGGUUUCUACGAGACGGGGGAGGAGCAGGCCAUGAAUGAGAAGGAGAGGGAGGCGUUCGACCCAAGAAAGCAGCAACUUGCGAUCAAGCGAAAGGGGGACCAGGAGCAAGAUCCGGACCGGAAGCGGAGGAAGGGCGAGAAGGAGGCACCUUCGGCAUCAUACCAGGCUGCGAUGAAGGCUGGUCAAAUGCAGAAGAUUCGGGAGGCGGAACAGAGCAGCAAGAGGAGAGCUUUGGUGUUACCAUCACCGCAGGUUGGCGAAGGAGAGUUGGAGGAGAUUGUAAAGAUGGGAAUGAUUGGGGAAAGAGCCAAUAUCGCGGCGAGAUCCAGUGAGAAUGAUGCCACGCGAGGACUGGUCAACACGUACUCAACCGUCAACAGCGGAGCGCCUAUUCGAACACCCAGAGCACCGGCUCAAGAGGACCAUAUCGCAAAUGAGAUCAGGAAUAUCAGAGCUCUGACAGAGACGCAGUCCUCCUUGCUGGGUGGUGAGAACACCCCUUUACACGAGGGAGCUGGAAGCACUGGGUUUGAAGGCGUUACACCUCGACGGCAAACGAUGGCGACACCGAAUCCAAUGGCCACACCAUUCAGACAAGCCUCUAAUGGUAUUGGUCAGACCCCAAUGGGUCCACCUGCAAUUCCAGGGCAAACACCAAUGCGAACUCCGCGGGACACGUUUGCACUCAAUGCGGACGGGGAGAUGCAAUUGGUCGGUGGUACGCCUAGAGACGUCAAGCUACGAGAGAUGUCCCUCAAGCACAAACUCAAGCAAGGUCUCGCAUCUUUACCUAAACCCAAGGAUGUCGAGUGGGAGCUUGAACUACCCGAGGAACAACAAGAACUUCUGGGCACUGAAGAACUCUCCGAAGAAGAUGCAGCGAUCCGAGAUGAUAGAAAUCGACGGAUCCGGGAAGCACAAGAGGCUGUAGAUUUUAAACGACGGACUCAGGUUAUGCAAAGGGGUCUCCCUCGCAGUACCACUGUUGAUAUCAAUGCCCAGCUCCUGAACGCUUCGCAAGUAUCGAAUCCUGUUUUGGCAGCUAUCGCCAGAGAAGCUGCUUUGCUCCAGGCUGCCGAUGCCAUCAACUAUCCUAUUCCUGGCUCCAAGGUCAACGGGACUCCGGCUCCGCUGGCUGUAAUCGAUGAUGACGAUCUUGCCCGCGCACGACUACUAAUCACCAGAGAGGUGCCGGAAGAAGCUGCCAUGCUCGGAUCUGAGGAGUUCAAGCAAGCAUGGAGUGAAGCCAAGACCCACUCUUUGCUGCCUGGCAUUAGUGGAUACGAGGAAGAAGUUGAUGAGCACCAGAUGCUCGUGCAAGCAUUCAACAAUGUCCAAGAAUCCAUCGUAGCGGCGGCCGAGAAAGGCAACAAGCUCCAGAAAAAGCUUAACCUCCAUCUCGGUGGCUACGCAAAGCGCGCGACAAUGCUCCGUCAAAAGAUUCACGAGGCGUCGGAAGCUCUCGAAAAGGCGACCCAAUCCCUCGAUUCCUUUAGAACGUUGCAGAUCUCGGAAGAAGCUGCAAUCUCACGCAGACUGGAGUCUUUGAGAAGCGAGCUUCCCCAGAUUGCUACCAUGAGCGAGUUCACGCCCGAUCCCGAGUCUCUCAUUCCGUUGUUCAAGCUUGACAGCGUCCUCAAACAAGACGAAGCCGGCCGGCGCAGCGUCCUCCUCGGGCACAUCAACAGCCAGCGCGCCCUCUUGAUCCUCGAGCGCGCCCCCUUUCCCGACUCCCCAGCCUACCUCUCCCAGCUCCCCAGCACGCUGCAGACGCUCCGGAACCUCGGCGCCAACGACGUCUACUUCUGGUACCUCGCGACCGCGACCCCGUACCCCGCCGCUGGCGCGGGAGAGAAAGCCGAGGACUUUGCGGAUCUGAAGAUCAACCUGAUCUAUCCGUGCACGGAGCAGCACGUCAGGAAGUACAGCAAGCAGGGGGUGCGGAUGGUGGUCGAGACGGCGCAGGUGUACCGCGAGAGGGUCCGGCCGUACAUGUUGGCGAAACGGGAGGAGGGUCGGCUGAACUGGGUGUACAACAUUAUUGAGGGGAAGACGGAAGUGGAGGAUGUUAUCUUCCGGACGCCGCUGGGACAGGCUGGCGACGAGGGGUUCUUGCUGCUACCAGACUUGAACUGGGACCGGAAGACGAUGGAGGGGCUGCAUCUACUUGUGUUGGUGGAGAGGAGGGAUAUUUGGAGUUUAAGGGAUUUGAAGAAGAGGCAUUUGCCGUGGUUGAGGCACAUGAGGGAGAGGCUGGUGGAGGCUACGGUUGGGAUGUAUGGGGAGAAGGGUGUGGAAGGUGAUCUGCUGAAGCUGUAUGUGCACUACCAGCCCACCUACUACCAUUUCCACAUCCACAUUGUGCACGUCGCACUCGAGGCGGGGGCAACGCAGGCAGUUGGCAAAGCCAUCGGAUUGGAGAGCCUCAUCUCGCAGCUAGAAACCAUGGGAGGCGAUGACGAGCGUGGUAUGGACGAAGUCGAAUUAACCUACAGAAUUGGGGAUGCUACUGAGCUAUGGACGGAAGUGUUUGCGCCACUGAAGUUGGAGAAGCAGAAGAGCGAUACAGCUUUUCGACCGCAAGAACCAAAUCAUUGA